AUGGGGUGCCAGGGGUCAAAGGAAGGGGAGUUUGAGAACAAGGCGAGUUCUUGGUCAUCAAAGCGUCAUGAAGUUUUUGGAACUGUCACAGACAGUGAUGGUCAGGUGCUACACAAUCUGUUUGGAAAAUGGACUGAAGCCCUUUAUUGUGGCCAUGCCCCUUCUGCACGUGUGGUUUGGAGACCGGGAAGCAUGCCUGAAGAUUAUCACUUGUAUUAUGGUUUUACACGUUUUGCAAUAGAGCUCAAUGAAUUAGAUGAAGAUCAGGCAAAGUACUUACCUCCAACUGACACUAGAUUCAGGCCAGACCAGAGGUUGGUAGAGGAGGGAAACAUGAAUGCUGGGGGAAACCAUGAAGACCCAACUGGAGCAGCAACAAAGGGAAAGGCGCAAACAGCGAGAAGAAGCAGGGGUUGAACAUGUGCCUAUGUG
Molecule: messenger RNA, 432 nt
Organism: Penaeus indicus
Lineage: Eukaryota; Metazoa; Arthropoda; Malacostraca; Decapoda; Penaeidae
Product: oxysterol-binding protein-related protein 6-like
Exons: 4
Coding region: 1-417 (138 amino acids)
Cellular component (GO): cytosol; membrane; intracellular membrane-bounded organelle
Molecular function (GO): cholesterol binding
Source: RefSeq, a predicted model, not a curated record